Molecule: messenger RNA, 3354 nt
Organism: Penicillium mononematosum
Lineage: Eukaryota; Fungi; Ascomycota; Eurotiomycetes; Eurotiales; Aspergillaceae
Product: carbamoyl-phosphate synthase (glutamine-hydrolyzing) CPA2
Exons: 6
Coding region: 1-3354 (1117 amino acids)
Biological process (GO): L-citrulline biosynthetic process; UTP biosynthetic process; 'de novo' pyrimidine nucleobase biosynthetic process
Cellular component (GO): cytosol; cytoplasm
Molecular function (GO): metal ion binding; ATP binding; aspartate carbamoyltransferase activity
Source: RefSeq, a predicted model, not a curated record
AUGGUUCUUGCUGCUCGAUGUGGGCAGGCAGCCGCCCUGCUGCGCCAGCGCUGCAUUGCUGAAACCCGCCCGGCACUCUCUCUGCGCGCAUUCUCAUCUCAGUCCGUCCGUUCGACGACCUCGACUCUACGCCUGCAAAAGAUCCCCACGGCUCGGUCACAGCAGCUCCGUUCUUUCUCCAGCACCUUGAGCCGCCUGUCUGCUCAGAAGCCCCCUGCUGCCGAGUCUUACCUCGCUAGCGGUGCGGUGUCGACUGGUACCAAGCUCGUCGAUGUCAAGAAGGUCCUCGUCAUUGGUAGUGGUGGUCUGAGCAUUGGACAGGCUGGAGAAUUCGAUUAUUCCGGCUCUCAAGCUCUUAAAGCCCUCAAGGAAGCCAACAUCCACUCAAUCCUGGUCAACCCCAACAUUGCGACCAUCCAGACCGACCACAAGCUUGCGGACGAAGUCUACUACCUUCCUGUCACCCCGAAUAUGUCACCCAUGUCAUUGAGCGCGAGCGCCCCGAUGAUGAACCGCAUGGGCACCUUCGAACGUUACGGUGUCAAGGUUCUUGGCACCCCCAUCAAGACCCUGGAGACCAGUGAGGACCGUGACCUCUUCGCCCAGGCCUUGAACGAGAUUGAUAUUCCUAUUGCUGAAUCGACUGCCGUUGAGACUGUCGAGGAUGCUCUUAAGGCUGCCGAGGAGGUUGGCUACCCUAUCAUCGUCCGCUCCGUGACUUGUCCUCGCGCUCUCUAUCCCUCUCCCCCCCAGAUUUUGGUCGAGAAGUCCCUCAAGGGCUGGAAGGAGGUUGAGUACGAGGUUGUCCGUGAUGCUGACAACAACUGUAUUACCGUUUGCAACAUGGAGAACUUCGACCCUCUCGGAAUUCACACCGGUGACAGUAUCGUUGUUGCUCCUAGUCAGACUCUGUCUGAUGAGGAGUACCACAUGCUCCGCACUGCUGCCAUUAAGAUUGUCCGUCACUUGGGCGUCGUUGGCGAGUGCAAUGUUCAGUACGCUCUCCAGCCCGAUGGACUCGACUACCGCGUCAUUGAGGUCAACGCUCGUCUCUCGCGUUCGUCCGCUCUGGCUUCCAAGGCCACCGGUUACCCGCUUGCUUACACCGCGGCUAAGAUUGGUCUGGGACACACUCUCCCCGAGCUCCCUAACGCCGUUACCAAGACCACCACCGCCAACUUCGAGCCCAGUCUGGACUACAUUGUCACCAAGAUUCCCCGCUGGGAUUUGAGCAAGUUCCAGCACGUCAACCGCGACAUUGGCUCCGCCAUGAAGUCAGUUGGUGAGGUUAUGGCCAUUGGUCGUACCUGGGAGGAGUCCCUCCAGAAGGCCAUCCGUCAAGUUGACCCUAAAUACCUUGGACUCCAGGGUGAUAAGUUCGAUGACCUCGAUGAGACUCUCCGCAACCCCACUGAUCGCCGCUGGUUGGCUGUUGGACAGGCUAUGCUCCACGAGAACUACUCGGUUGACAAGGUCCACGAACUGACAAAGAUCGACAAGUGGUUCUUGUACAAGAUCCAGAACAUCGUGGAUUGCAACAACGAACUUAAGGAGAUCGGCAGCCUCUUCGGCCUCAAGCAGGAGAUCCUGAUGAAGGCUAAGAAGCUCGGUUUCUCUGAUAAGCAGAUCUCUCUCCUCGUUGGAUCUACCGAGGAUGAUGUCCGCGCCCGCCGUAAGUCCUUCGGUAUCACUCCUUGGGUUAAGAAGAUCGACACCCUUGCUGCCGAGUUCCCUGCCGACACCAACUACCUCUACACCACCUACAACGCCUCCUCCCACGAUGUUACCUUCGAUGACCACGGAACUAUCAUUCUGGGCAGCGGUGUGUACCGUAUUGGUAGCUCCGUUGAGUUCGAUUGGUGCGCUGUUAACGCCACUCUCUCCCUCCGCGAGAUGGGCAAGAAGACCGUUAUGAUCAACUACAACCCCGAGACCUACUCCACUGACUUCGAUACCGCUGACAAGCUGUACUUCGAGGAACUCAGCUACGAGCGUGUCAUGGAUAUCUACGAGCUCGAGGCCGCUAGCGGUGUCGUUGUCUCUGUCGGUGGUCAGCUGCCCCAGAACAUUGCCCUCCGUCUGCAAGAGAGCGGUGGUGCUACUAUUCUGGGUACCGACCCUCUGGACAUUGACAAGGCCGAGGACCGUCACAAGUUCUCCUCUAUCCUCGAUAGCAUUGGUGUCGACCAGCCUGCCUGGAAGGAACUGACCUCCGUCGCUGAUGCCGAGGCCUUCGCCGACGCUGUUGGUUACCCCGUCUUGGUUCGUCCCAGUUAUGUCCUGUCCGGUGCCGCUAUGAACGUCAUCUACGGCGUCGAUGAGCUCAAGGAGAAGCUCCUGAACGCCUCUGCCGUUUCCCCCGACCACCCCGUCGUCAUCACUAAGUUCAUCGAGGGUGCCGAGGAGAUCGAUGUGGAUGCCGUCGCUUCCAACGGUAAGCUGCUUGUCCACGCCGUUUCCGAGCACGUCGAGCCCGCUGGUGUUCACUCCGGUGAUGCCACCCUCGAGAUUGCCGAGAAGGUCGCCAAGGCCUGGAACAUUACUGGUCCCUUCAACAUGCAGAUCAUCAAGGCCGACCAGGAGGGUGCCGAGCCCGCUCUCAAGGUUAUUGAGUGCAACCUCCGUGCCUCCCGCUCCUUCCCCUUCGUCAGCAAGGUCCUGGGUACCAACUUCAUCGACGUCGCCACCAAGGCACUCGUCGGCCGUGAUGUCCCUGAGCCCGUCGAUCUCAUGAAGGUGGAGCGUGACUACCUCGCCACCAAGGUUCCCCAGUUCUCCUGGACCCGUCUGGCUGGUGCCGACCCCUUCCUGGGCGUCGAGAUGUCCUCCACUGGUGAGAUUGCUUGCUUCGGUAAGAAUCUGGUCGAGGCCUACUGGGCUUCCCUCCAGUCCACCAUGAACUUCCGCAUGCCUGAGCCCGGUGAGGGUAUCUUGCUCGGCGGUGAUGUCUCCCAGCCCUACCUGGCCAAGAUUGUCGACUACCUGAACCCUCUUGGUUACAAGUUCUUUGCCGUCAACCCCGCUGUCAAGGCCCACAUCGAGUCCACCGCCAAGGACAACGUCUCCGUGCAGCUGAUUGAGUUCCCCAAGAAGGACAAGCGUGCUCUCCGUGAGGUGUUCCAGAAGUACGACAUCCGUGGCUGCUUCAACCUUGCCAAGACCCGUGGCAAGACUCAGCUUGAUGAGGACUAUGUCAUGCGUCGCAAUGCUGUCGAUUUCAGCGUUCCUCUCUUCAUGGAGCCUAAGACUGCCCAGCUCUUCGCUCAGUGCAUGAACGAGAAGCUGCCCCGUGGUGAUGGAAUCCCCUCCGAGGUCCGCACCUGGUCCAACUUCGUCGGCGGCAAGGCGCUGUAA